GAGAGUGCUGUCAAUGCAACUCACUUCCUGCCCCGCCUUCCAUGGGAAAAUCGGAUUUAAAUUUCCCAGGCGAUGCUGAGCUUGUCUUUAUCCCACCCUCUGCUUCUUGGACUAAUAAAACUCCCCUGCUUCUUAUGCACUUGCAUGUCUGAACACAGUGCCGUGUGGUGAGGUCCAAACCAUCCCUGGCCUUGGAAAAAUCACUGAUAAUAUUAAUUCAGGACUGGACAUUUUUUUGCCAGGAGGUGAUGGCUGCAAAGCAAAAAGGUGCAUUCUCUUUGGGUCCACCCCAUUGGGAAGUUAAAACCAAGCAGCGAGAUCCAGCAGCCCUUGAACUGGGGAUAGGAAAAGGCCUCCACAUUGUGGAUGAAUUGGAGGGGGCAGAAAUGUGCCAAACCACAUGAAACAGGAAUUGCAUAAUGAGCCACAGCAGCCAUGGGAAGCCCGACUGCAGGACUUCUUGCAAGCAAUGGAGAGUUCCAACUCAGAAAGAAAAAAUCCACACCAAGACACUUUGGCCUUAAGGGACACGACUCAGACUGUGCGGGCAGAUACAAUGCAAGAGGCACUGAUCCAGGUUCGGGCAAGUCCCGGCAAGGAAGUCCAACCAUUGGCUAAUGAUCAGUUGUCCAGAGACAAGGAAGAGGAAGGGGAAGUGAAAUUGGAGAAAGAAGAGGAUGGCGAGGAAGAGAAAGAUGCCAUUGGCACUGAUGCGCAACGUCGACGCUUCCGUCAGUUCCUCUACCAGGAGGUUGAGGGUCCCCGAGAGGUUUGCAGCCAUCUCUGGGACCUUUGCCACCGGUGGCUGAAGCCGGAGAGGCACACCAAGGAGCGGAUUGUGGAGUUGGUGAUCCUGGAGCAAUUCCUGGCUGUCCUGCCUCCAGAGAUGCAGAACUGGGUUAGCAAAGGAGGACCAAAAAGCUGCUCUCAAGCAGUGGCCCUGGCUGAGGACUUCUUGUUGAAACAGCUGCCCAGGGAGAACAGAAGAAAUCAGGAGGUGGCCGUACUCAAGAAGGGAGCAGCUGAGUUUUCUGAAGCAGAGGGCAGUCCCUUGCAUGCUUGGAAGACACCGCUUGUCAUGGAGAUCAAACAGGAAGGGGAUCAAGAUUCAGCCUCAUCAGCACGAGACUGUAAGAAGCAAAAGCAACGGGAAAAGGCCCAGGGAUUAGAGCUGCAUCAAAUACUGUCCAGAAGAGCUGGGCAGAAUUUUUCUACUUGGCCUCAACAAGGAGAAGCAUCCAGGAGUCCAGAAGAAGUCUGCCUUGAGCAAGGAGGAGAUAAAUUUAUUAAUUCCCAGGGAAGAUAUGUGGUGCUUGAGGAGAAUGUUGUCCAGCUAACGAUGCCUAUCACUGAGGCACAGAAACCUGGAAGCGAGCGAGACAAGUCAUGUGUUCAUUGUGGCAAAGACUUCCAACUCAAGUGCAACCUUCAAGCUCACGAGAGAACCCACACGGGUGAAAAACCCUACAAGUGCUCCGUAUGUGGAAAAGGGUUCAGCACAAGAGCUUACCUGAUCACCCACGAACGCAUCCACACUGGGGAGAAGCCUUACCAGUGUUCGGACUGCGGGAAGAGCUUUUGCGACAAUUCGAAUUUGAUCGUCCAUAAGCGGACCCACACCGGGGAGCGGCCCUACAAGUGCACGGAUUGCGGGAAGAGCUUCCGGGAGAGGCCGGUCCUUAUCAGACAUCAGAGGAUCCACACAGGGGAGAAACCCUACAAAUGUCGGGACUGCGGGAAAAGCUUCAGCCAGAGUUCGGGACUCCUGGUCCACGAACGGACCCACACACGGGAGAAGCCCUACACCUGCACGGACUGUGGGAAGAGUUUUGGUGGCAACUCAAAUCUGAGGGUACACAUGAGAAUCCACACUGGGGAGAAGCCGUUCCGAUGCCCGGACUGUGGGAAGAUUUUCAGUGACAGGUCGCUUCUUGUCAGGCAUCAAAUCACCCACCAGGAGGGGAAAUGUUAAGAAAAACAACAACCACAGACUUAUGAUCUUAGUAAAAACUGUGAAGCUUUGUGUAUUGUCGAAGGCUUUCAUGGCCGGAAUCACUGGGUUGUUAUAGGUUUUUCUGGGUUAUAUGGCCAUGUUCUAGAGGCAUUUUCUCC
Messenger RNA from Anolis sagrei ordinatus, 2112 nucleotides. RefSeq names its product zinc finger and SCAN domain-containing protein 31-like. Lineage: Eukaryota; Metazoa; Chordata; Lepidosauria; Squamata; Anolidae. The record is from RefSeq and is a predicted model, not a curated record. Gene Ontology annotation, molecular function: DNA-binding transcription factor activity; RNA polymerase II cis-regulatory region sequence-specific DNA binding. Gene Ontology annotation, biological process: regulation of transcription by RNA polymerase II.